Messenger RNA from Colletotrichum higginsianum IMI 349063, 3645 nucleotides. RefSeq names its product ATPase. The record is from RefSeq and is a predicted model, not a curated record. NCBI's taxonomy places the organism in Eukaryota, Fungi, Ascomycota, Sordariomycetes, Glomerellales, Glomerellaceae. Gene Ontology annotation, cellular component: peroxisomal membrane; cytosol; peroxisome. Gene Ontology annotation, biological process: protein import into peroxisome matrix. Gene Ontology annotation, molecular function: ATP binding; ATP hydrolysis activity. Bases 1 to 3645 code for a protein of 1214 amino acids. The transcript is spliced from 2 exons.
AUGGCUUCCAGGCGCAAUGCGCAGUCGACUCCGGCCGAAAUCUCCCUGGCUCAUCUCAAGAACUGCUUUGUCAACCUCCCCGCAUCCUUGGUGUCACUGCUUGUCAACGUCAACACCCCUAUCCAAAAUGUGGUCGUCGAACUAAGCUACCGCCCGUCCGCGAGCGCCUCCGGCGCAUCCCAACAACGGUCUAUUUUCGUCGGAUGGACAGGCAUGCCGAGCAAGCGCAAGGCUGCACCAAUAGUCGGACGCGAUGGUAUCAACGGCGGGAGAGGAGGCACUUCCUCGCGUGAUCAAGAAGUUGCCCAAGUCGAGAUUGAUGCGACGCUAGCCAACACGUUGGGUCUCACAGACGGACAGAGAGUUACAGCCUCAAUACACGUCGACCCACCUGUCGCGCAUACUAUCAACAUCGAGCCUCUUACGCCAGAAGACUGGGAGAUGAUCGAACUACACGCGAAUUUCCUUGAGAUCAAUCUCGUGCAUCAAGUACGAGCAUUGCCGAAUCCCGCCUUCACCUCGGGCUCCGGCUCGCUGGUCCCUCCUCACGCCUUGACCUUGCACCUUUCGCCGACAUCGACAGCAAACGUCAAGGUCAUUUCCCUAGGCCCUACACCGGCCGCCGAUGUUGCUUUUGUCAAGAUUUCCCCCGACGCCGAGAUCAUUGUUGCCCCGAAGGUCCGCGCCAAGACGUCGCAUUCCUUGGGGGAAAAUCGUAGUGUGGCAAGCACGUCCAAGUCCAAACGCAGCGGUGCUAGUACAGUGCGGCGGCGAAGUGCGCGGGAAGAGCGCAAGCCUGCUUUGUGCCUGCGUGGAGUCGACCGCUCGGCUUGCGCAGAUUGGUUUGACGAGGACCUGACGACCCAGGAUUUUAGUGUUUGGGUGGACCGCGAUAUACUGUACACCAAGGAUUUCAGGGGCGUCAACUAUGUGUCAGUCAAUAUUUUGCGACCUACACGACAAGCGAGCUCCACGCAGAAACCCCAGCAAGACGCCGAACAGUCUGCGAGCACGUCCAAGGUAACAACAAAGGUCGUUGCGAACCUACGCGCUUGGGACGAUCCUCCUGAUGGCAAGACGAUCGCCCUCUCACCAGCACUGUCUUCGACACUAGGAUUCGCGGGAUCUGUGGGUGGGAUUGUGAAGAUCGAACCAGCGCCCCAGCAAUGGCCGUUAGAUGCGGUGCAAAAGUUGAUCAUCCAGCCAUUUGCCGCCUCGAAAAAGUCCUCAGAGGGUUUGAAGUUUGGCGGCGAAUCCAAGGCUGGGAAGGAAGAAGCAUCCAAGCAAUUCAAGCACCUGUACGGCGACCGUAAGGGCUCUUCCUCUCUCCUCAGCGGGCCUCUGACAGAUGGCUCUGUAAUCGGCCUUUUCGAAGGCUUGGAGGCUCCUCAGGGCUGGGAGGGAGGUAUCAUCAAAUUCGAACCGCCAGCUAUCAACAGCGACCCGUUGAGGUCGUCAACCCGAUGGGUACUGGGGCUGAGUGAAAAGAUCCCCAUCGACAUCCGAGACCCGGUUCCGCGGCCAUCGUGGAUGAACGACGACGGCAUCGCCGAACUUCAGCCAUCCUACGAGGGCCAGCUUGUUGGCAUUGACAAGCUGUUGCAGGACCUUCGAAGUCAUCUUUCGCACCUUUCCUCUACUCUCCUCACCGGUGCGCUGGGGUCCGGUAAAACUGCUGUUGCACGGUCCUUAGCCCAUGAGCUUGGCAAAGACCUUCUCUUCCACACUACUUACUUCCCAUGCCGGAAGCUGGUAAACGACGAGACAAGAAUCGCAACUAUAAAGGAUACCCUGAAUCAAGUAUUCAUGUCAGCAAGUUGGGGUGCCAGAUUGGGGGGCAAGGCACUCGUGGUCUUGGACGAUUUGGACAAGCUGUGCCCUGUGGAAACGGAACUGCAAGUUGGCAAUGACAACGGAAGAAGUCACCAAAUCAGUGAAAUUGUCGGAUCAACCAUCCGCCAAUACUGCAACGUAGAGACAGGCGUUGUUGUGUUGGCAACUGCAGAAGGCAAAGAUUCUCUAAACAAUGUCAUCAUUGGCGGGCAUGUAGUCCGCGAGAUCGUGGACUUGAAGGCGCCAAACAAGGACGCGAGGCGCAAGGUUAUGGAGAGUAUUGUCAAGCAAGAUUCCAUCACCGCUGAAGACUUGCUGCGCGCACCUCAGAAUGGCAGUCGUCCCACCACAGCCGACGGAAGCACUGCAGGCGAAGACAGCGCCUGGAUGGACGCCGGAAGUCAAGGCAGCCGAGAGAACCGGAAUGGUGCCAUUGGUGGAUUCAUGCUGGACGCCGACUUGGACUUCCUAGAUAUUGCUGGUCUCACGGAUGGCUACAUGCCAGGCGAUAUCAGCCUUCUGGUCGCGAGGGCGAGAAACGAGGCCAUCAUCAGGUCAGUGAAUGAUUCUCCAUCCGAAAGCGAAGGAGGCGCGGUGCAUUUGAGUCGCGUAGACUUCGACAACGCCCUCAAAGGCUUCACGCCAGCCUCUCUGAGAAACGUUUCCCUGCAACACUCGACCACCACCUUUAGCUCCAUCGGUGGCUUGCAAGAAACUCGCAAGGUUCUCUUGGAGACUCUGCAAUACCCAACCAAGUACGCACCUAUUUUCGAGCAAUGUCCGCUUCGACUGCGUUCCGGCUUGCUGUUAUACGGCUACCCCGGUUGUGGCAAGACGUUGCUGGCAAGUGCUGUUGCUGGAGAAUGCGGCCUCAACUUCAUCAGUGUCAAGGGACCUGAAAUCCUCAAUAAGUACAUUGGCGCGUCGGAAAAGAGCGUCCGUGAUCUCUUUGAGCGUGCGUCGGCUGCAAAGCCCUGCGUUCUGUUCUUCGACGAGUUUGACUCAAUCGCUCCCAAGCGUGGACACGACUCUACGGGCGUUACGGACAGAGUCGUGAAUCAGCUUCUCACGCAAAUGGACGGUGCCGAAGGCCUUUCGGGAGUAUACGUGCUCGCGGCGACGUCCCGUCCGGACUUAAUCGACCCUGCUCUGCUUCGUCCUGGACGCUUGGAUAAGUCUCUGCUCUGCGACAUGCCUAUGCUGGAGGAUCGCGUCGACAUUCUGAAAUCACUCUCUAGCAAGGUCAAGCUUAGCGAAGAGCUGACCGAGUCGGACGGCGCGUGGGCCGACAUUGCUCGCAAGACAGAGGGAUUUUCCGGCGCGGAUCUCCAAGCUCUCGUGUCCAAUUCACAGCUGGAGGCGAUCCACGAUGUCCUGGGCGAUGCUGACCCCACCCCGACGACGAACGGCAAGGUCAACGGGAAAUCCUCCCCGUCGCAAGGCUCCGUUCCCAGCUUUGUGCAAUUCCGCUAUGGCCAAGACACCGCGCCAUCCACCAAACCCCUCAGCCGACAAGCAGAGCUGGCCGAGAACGCAGCCAUCUUCGCUAAGCUGGAGAGCAUUCGGCUUGCUCGAAAGAGGGUGAAGCAUUCUCAGCGUCCAGAAGGGGACGCCAAGCUGGCCAACGAUAAGGAGGUCGUCGUCAAGCUAGAGCACUUGAUGAAGGCCCUCGAAAGCACCAGGUCCAGCAUUAGCACCCAGGAACGGGCGAGACUGCAGAGGAUCUACCGCGAGUUCGUCGUGGGUCGGAGUGGUGAGAUGAAGGAUGGCCAAGGGAGCAUGGAAAUCGGCGGGCGAAGCAGCCUCAUGUGA